Molecule: messenger RNA, 1014 nt
Organism: Pistacia vera
Lineage: Eukaryota; Viridiplantae; Streptophyta; Magnoliopsida; Sapindales; Anacardiaceae
Product: cyclin-dependent kinase inhibitor 1-like
Exons: 4
Coding region: 50-736 (228 amino acids)
Biological process (GO): negative regulation of cyclin-dependent protein serine/threonine kinase activity
Cellular component (GO): nucleus
Molecular function (GO): cyclin-dependent protein serine/threonine kinase inhibitor activity
Source: RefSeq, a predicted model, not a curated record
AAAAAAAAAAACAAAAAAAAACAAAACAAAAUUUAAAGUAUUUGCAGUAAUGGAAGACUGUACUAACACUAAACGAAUUGCUGGUACCGUAGAAGAAGAGAUGAAAGAAGCAGAAGAGACUUCAAACACAAGCUUGCUAUCUAAGAGGACAAAAUUUACUUCUCAACAGUUGGAGGAUUCGGAGAACAACGACGAGGAGUACUACAACAACGUCUUACCGUCAGCCAACAAUGAGCUCAAAAACGAUCACGUUUCUGUCCAAACGGCGACGUCCUCUGCUUUCUUCUCGGCUCCUCGCUCCUCCAGCAAUGACUCGCUUCAAAUCGUCAAGGAUUCCUUGAGUUCCACAGAUCUGGAGUUGGGACUGAGGGGUCGUCAUAAUAAAUUUCGCGUUUAUUUAAGGGAGGUUACCAGCUUUGAAACCGAUAUUUCUACGAGCAACAACAAUUUCAGGUUUUCUUGCAGGGAGGCGAGUCCGUUGAGAGAGAUUUGCGUAGCCUCACAGAAAGCCUCAAUGGACUCAGUACUGGCGAACAAGCCGCCAACGUCUCGCCGGGGAAUUCCGCCGGCGGUGACUGUUUCAGCGGCUAGGAUGCCGUCACUGGUGGAGAUCGAUGAGUUUUUCUCUGCAACUGAGAAGAACGAGCAGAAACGAUUCGCAGAGAAGUACAAUUAUGAUAUCGAGAAGGAUGUGCCGCUUGAAGGUCGCUACCAGUGGAUUCAGUUGAAGCCUUGAAAUGGAAAAGAGAGAAAGAGAGGGGGACAAAAAAGGCUAAUUCACAGUGGGUAGUAUAGAAAAUAUGUGACAAGUGGGUUGGUUUAUUAAUGGUUGACAUUGUACAGCUUUCUGCCUUUCUCUAUCUAUCUAAAUAUAUGUAAGAAGCUAGCUCAGUUCAGCUCAAGCUCACUCACUCUGGUUUUCAGUACAAAUACAUUAAUCAAAAGAGAGAAGCUUCUUAUUCUACUUAUAUAUAUGAAUAAAAAUUUCACGCACUUCCAUCCCCAUUUUGCUUU